Molecule: messenger RNA, 3584 nt
Organism: Salarias fasciatus (jewelled blenny)
Lineage: Eukaryota; Metazoa; Chordata; Actinopteri; Blenniiformes; Blenniidae
Product: transmembrane protein 132C
Exons: 9
Coding region: 24-3260 (1078 amino acids)
Source: RefSeq, a predicted model, not a curated record
AAAACGCGCGUCCGCGGAGGGACAUGGAGCGGCUCCGGCGCGUGGGACUCACCGCGCUCCUCCUGUGCGCAGUGGUGAACAGUAAGGUGAUCCUAGAGGGUCUGCAGAGGUACGGCCCGACGCCGAUCUAUCUGCCUGUCAGCUACCGGAUUCUCAAUGCUGAGUCGGCGUUCUUCUUGCAGGAGGCAAACCAGGACUUAAUGAGGAACUCCAGCCUCCAGGCCCGGACCGAGUCCUUCUUUAUUCACCAGGCGCGGCAGAUGCCUUUCAUCAACGCCAGCUACGGCCCGCUGUCCGUCCAGCAGCCGGUCCCUCUGGAGCUGCUGCAGACGCUGCCGGGACCGUUUAACGCGCCCUCCUUCGUUUCGCCGACGGCGCCGACAGUGGCGUCGUCCUCGCCCCUUUUCACAUUCAACUGGAAGGUCCACACCUACAUAAUCAGCGAGCGGAUCCACCCCAGCUGGCCAAAGGUUCAGGUGUUGUUCUACGUAGCGGGCAGAGACUGGGACGACUACAGCGCCAUCCACAAGCUCCCCUGCGUCCGGAUGUUUGCCUUUCAUGAGACGCAGGAGGUGCGCGGGACGUGCAGGCUAAAGGGCGAGCUGGGGAUCUGCGUGGCCGAGCUGGAGCCGCUGGCCAGCUGGUUCAGUCCGCCCACAGUGAGGCCCGGCAGGCAGAGGGUCUCCGAGCAGGCCCAGGGAACCCCCGUGGAACUCUACUACAUGGUCCAGACCACGGACAGCGGAGAAUGCAGCUCAGAGGACUCCAGGAAAGGCGGCUCGGUGCGCACGGACCAGCAGAGGCCCAUGGGCUACUUCGCAGGGCACACGCCAAUGCAGCGCAUCGGGAGCGUCCGGCUGUUCCAGCCGCUGUCGGAGCUGAAGCUGGACAAUAACUUUGUGGUGAUGGUGCCCUCCAAACCCAUCCGGCAAAGGGAGACCGUCUCAACGUUUCUGGCUCUGUCCACGCUGUCUUCAGUGCAAAUUUUCACCCUCAGGGUCAGGCUGAAGGACGGCGUGGCAUUUCUGGGGGCCCGAGCCAGUAACCCAGUUAUGUGGACGGUGAGUCAGGAUGUCAGGAGCGAAGGUCACCGGGUCGUCACCCUGCACUGUCACAGGAAGGAGAACAGCUUCAGCCAAAGAGUGGAGGCAGUGGGAUACCAGCGAGUGUUGCAGGUAGACCUGGAGGUGAAUGGGCUGAUGGGGACUCAGGGAGGCAGAGAGGUGACAUGGCAAGUGGAGUAUCCGCUCACCCGCACCCUGACCAAUGAGGUGCAGACAGUGAUCCGCCUGGCGCCGCAGGACCUGGGCGGCAUCGUGCCACUCGCCAUGGAGACGGAGAUUCUCAACACGGCCGUCCUCACCGGCCGCACGGUCGCCGUUCCGGUGAAAGUAGUGACCGUCGGGACGGACGGAGCGGUUUCCGACGUGACCGAGUCGGUGGAGUGCAAGUCGACGGAUGAGCAGGUCAUCAAGGUGUCGGAGCGCUGCGACUACGUGUACGUCAACGGAAAGGAGACGAGGGGGAAGACCCGGGUGUCCCUCAACUUCACUUACAGUUUUCUGAGCGCGCAGCUGGAGAUGAGCGUCUGGAUGCCCCGUCUGCCGCUGGUCAUCGACGUGGCCGACCCCGAGCUCAGCCAGAUCAAGGGCUGGAGGGUUCCCGUUAAUACAAACCGGAGGUACGAGAGGGUCACCGAUGACAAGGAUGGAGCGAACGCAGCCGAUGAGAGGACCGAGAACGCCUGCGUGGCCCAGUACCAGAGCACCACCCUGCGCGUCCUCACGCACUUCAUGGCAGAUGUGGGGGAAACGAGAGGCUCCAUGGAGGACGACGGGCUCGGCCAGCCAAACUUCCUGCUGGGCACUGACUGGCAGGUCGACGUGACGCAACUGGUGAAGGAAUCUCUGAGGGUGAAUGACCCGAAGAUCGCCCAGCUGCUGGAGGGCCAGGUGCUGAUCGGGCAGAGCGCCGGAGCCACCAAGCUGCAGGUUCUGUCUCCUCUGACAUCUUUGGUUCUGGGUGAGAGGAGCAUCAGGGUGCUGGAUGAUAAAGUGAGCAUAACGGAGCUGGGGGUGCAGCUGGUGUCGGGGUUGUCGCUGUCGCUGCAGCUCAGUCCGGGGAGCAACAGGGCCAUCGUCGCCACUGCUACAACGCAGGAAGUGAUUGAGUCACUCAAACAGGAGUCCCUGAUCAGUGCUUGGCUCCAGUUCAGCGAUGGAUCCAUGACUCCCCUGGACAACUACAACCCCGCUCAUUUCACCCUGUCAGCCUCUUCUUUGGACGAACAGGUUGUGGCCGUGCAGCAGAGCUCAGCAUGGAAAUGGCCCAUCAUUGUUGCCAAGGGUGAAGGUCAGGGUUUACUUGUUCGUGUUGAAAUGGGCCAAUCGGAAGUGUGCCAGAAGGGCAAGCGGCGUGCUAUUCUAGCCACUGGCAUGGUGAACAUCAACGUGAGGUUUGGUCAGUCGGAGGAGCAGUAUCGAAAACCAGGAGACCGGCGAACACGACCUGACCCUCCUUAUUACGGCGGAUCUAUCUCCGAUAUGGAAACGGGGUUGAUUAACCGUGGAGCCACUACUAUAAGAGGCCAAGUUCCGGGGAGGCCCAACGGUGGGCGUCUGUCGGCAGACAGUGGGGCAAGGACCCCAAAUCAAUUCUCCGAAUAUCCCGGUCAGGCAGAGUUGCCACGGAGCCGCAGCACAGAUGAGGACCUGUCGCCAUCCCGGCGAGGAUUGACGGACCUGGAGAUCGGUAUGUACGCCCUGCUGGGAGUCUUCUGCCUGGCCAUCCUUGUCUUUCUGAUCAACUGCAUCUCGUAUGCAUACAAGUACCGCAGCAAGCAGCUCUCGCUGGAGGCUCCGGAGGCGAUGCCCCACGCUCACGACUGGGUUUGGCUCGGCCAGGAGGAAGGGCUCUGUCUGCAGCAGCAGCAGCAGGACGAGCUGGGCGGGGCCCUGGAGGAAGGCAGCCAGCUGUUAAAUGGAGGCAUCCAGCGCGGCACGUCGGGCGGAGGAGGUUGUAGCGGGAGGGAUCACAGGAACGAGUCACUCAACUCUCCCACGACUAAGAGAAAGAGGGUGAAGUUCACCACUUUUUCCAAUGUCAAGUCCACUAAUGGAUGUCCUGUGCUCAGCCCAUUAGCACUCGUGCAGACCAGCGAGAUAAAAUGGGUAUGUCCAGACAUUGAACUUGGGGACUCAAAGGAUCUUAGGAACUACAUGGAAAAGCUUAAUGAGAAUGCAAUUAAGAACAUUGCGUAGGGGACACUGGGUGUUUUCAAUGAACUAAAGAGAAACUCACCUGAAUGCCUUGAGAACAGAGGGACGGAGGGAGAAAAGGAAAGAGCGGAAUAAGUGGUGAGGAAAGAAAAGCGGACCGAGCCCGUUGUUAGACUGUACACCUCACCAUAACAACAGGAUGGUGCAUUCAGCCACUGAUGUUUCCAUGGCAGUACUCCGAGCGGGUCAAGAGAUGGACCACAAUAAGACAUGCUUUGCCACGACACCACAGCGUAGUUACACGAAGGGGGUAAUGUGAAAACGGUAUUGUUGCUUAAUUUAAUUGUAUGUUGGUUGUCCUGAGUU